This is a messenger RNA of Daphnia magna, 2873 nucleotides long. Its product is annotated as TRAF3-interacting protein 1. Gene Ontology annotation, biological process: cilium assembly; intraciliary transport; regulation of microtubule cytoskeleton organization. Bases 215 to 2101 code for a protein of 628 amino acids. Gene Ontology annotation, cellular component: intraciliary transport particle B; axoneme; centrosome. The record is from RefSeq and is a predicted model, not a curated record. The transcript is spliced from 10 exons. Gene Ontology annotation, molecular function: microtubule binding. NCBI's taxonomy places the organism in Eukaryota, Metazoa, Arthropoda, Branchiopoda, Diplostraca, Daphniidae.
AAUUCUGAUAGGUUGUCAUGACGACUGUCGGGCGUCACAAAUACUUCGGCGGUCCGGCACAUUGUUAUUUAUUCAUUCCGUGUUUCGCAUUUCAGGAACGAGAGAAUUUUCAAAUUCUCUACGACAAAAAUAACGACCGAAACAGUCUGUUGUUCUCGAUUAUUCCCAGUCCUUAUCAGUGUUUUCUGAACACCCAACCCGAGCAGGAGUGGCAAUGACGAGUGAGGAGGUAGAUUCUCUUGUCAUCCAGCGCACUCAGCAAAAGUUGGGAAAGUACAUUCAACGACCUCACUUGACUGAUAAACUGCUAAAGCGCCCACCUUUCCGUUUUAUUCAUGACAUUAUAACGGCAGUUAUUAGCCAAUAUGGAAUUCUUGAAAAUGUUUUCACCAAACAAGAGUUGGUUUCUGAGAACAUUAAAGAAAAGGAAGAUAAAAUUGCAUUCCUGCAAAAGUUCAUUUCACAUAUAUCAUCUGAACUUGGUGAAAAUUUAAAUAUCAAGCCAUCAAAGAUAGUGGCUGGUAUUGAAGCAGAAAAAACAAAUGAUUUACUUCAGGCACUGGCUUUGGUACUUGAAAACAAGCAAAACAGCAACUCUCAAUCAAAAAGUAACAACUCUGAAUCAAAGAACAACAGCAACUUGCACUCCUCAACAAAACCUGCAAAAAAUGUUAUCAAGAAAAAUGCACUGCCUGGCAACAUGUCUAAAGGAAACAGCGUGUCUAAAAUAAUUGCAAAAGCCGAAACCGUACACAAACAGGCGGCUAUUAACAAAACUAAAGACAUUGCCAAAAUCGGAGCCAGUAAAUCAAAUCAAGGUUCCUCUUCAAAGCCUUCUUUGGCUGGAAUGCCCAAUAAGAAAACUAGUAAACUUGACGAAACUAAAAAAGAGCCUGCUGCAAGUGACAUGAAGCCUGACAUCGCAACCAAACAAACGAAACCAAUUCCUAGUGUCUCAGCGAAAUCAAAUCAUUCGUUCCGAAUCUCCAAAGAUAACACAGCAACGCCACGUAGCGUUGAGCCACUAGAAAAUCCUCAUAAAAAUCAGACAGUUAUUGACGAUGAAGACAUUGCUGAUACGAUUGUACCCCUAGAUUAUACGAGCAACGUUGACGAUGAACCCGUCAAAGAUACAUCAGCUCUCCCUGUCGAUGGUGAUGAUAAAUCUCAAAUACCUCCAGACUUCCCCUCUAUAGACAGCGGUAUUACGAUUGAGCAACCUGUGGACACUUUGAAUAUUCAAACUACAAAAUCCGCAGCCAUGCAAGAUCUUCAAGACGAAGGGUUUGGUGUAGAAGAUUCCACUGAAGCGCAGGAGUUACCAGGGGUGCUUUCGAGUAGUGUCGCCCAGCUAUCGCCACCUCAAUCUAAUAUUUUGAAUGCGUUCGAAAAACCAAUACCCGAUCGAACUAUGAAUCUCAAUAUGCCUCUUAAACGGCCAGCCAGCGGACACCGGCCAAAAAGCUCGCGACGUCCCCCUUCAAGAAACUCAAGAGAUAGACUUUCAGUCAUUCAACAGGAAAGCAGACCGAUGACUAGCCAAGUGCCUCGAGUGAUAAUCGAGGGUAAUCCGAUGUCAGACGACGAGGAAGAUAGAAUAGUUCAGGCUGCCGUUUUUGAUCAAGCCACGGCCGAUCUGUCACAGGCGGGUGCUGAUGAGUUGAUGGGCGGUGCACAGGGUAAAUUGGUCGAACAAAUUCUAUCUGCCCAAAGAGAAUGGGAUCCUCUAACAGACAUGGAUCCUGGAAAUAGGGACAAAAGCAGCUCUUCAGUUCAAGUUCAACAUCUGAAGAACAUGAUCCAAGAAAUGACACAAACAGCACUGCCUUUAGGCCAGUUGAUUCCGCUGAUACAUGAAGAUAUGGAUACGGUACAUCAAGAGUGGCAGUUUUGGAAGCGAGAGGCCGAUUUGCUGGAGGAAGAGUAUCAAAGGGAAAAAACAUCCAUCGAUACCGUAGUAGAAAAACUUCGUGCUGAGCUGGAGCAAUUGGACCGUGCCGUGCUCGAGCAUCAAAUGAAGUUAAACACGGUAAAAGCCGCAGCCAUUAAAACCGAAAAAGACGUUUCACUCGUGAUCUUGAAUUUUGCAAAGAAGCGAUAAUUUAUAUAUAUUAAAAGUAACCUUUAAACCCUAAAACUUAUUUAAAUAAUAUAUGGCCUCUAGUCACCAAAAACGAAAAGGUGGAACCUAUACUUUUAUUAAAAUAUUUCACAUUAUUAUCUCUGUCGUUACUAAGAUGUCAAAAUAACAUUGUUUCAGUCACUUCAAGUUUCUUCUAACAUUUGUUUGUUUCGACGGGUGAAAUAAUAUUUUCCGUGUUCGAAUGAAGAUAUCAUGAUUGCGCAAGCCGGUGCUGCAAAAACAGAAAAGAUGUCAACGGUUAAAACCUCACAAAUAAAUGCAUUUGAUAUUGUAUCGACAAAAAAUCUAACCUAUCUUAGCUAUUCGUGGAACUAAUCCCACAAAAAGUCCUCCUAUUCCUUGCUGCCGGUAAAUCCUUUGAAACAGCUGUUUGGUUGUGCUGGCCUUCCUCGAUGAUUCAUCUGUUGACGAAGUAUACAAAUACAUCAGCAACACAACGUAAAAACCAUCUCAUUCUUUAUUUAUGGUGAAAGAAACGUUCGUUAGUUUACUUGAACCUAAACUUUCUCCAAAUUCGAGCUGUCUCAAUGUUUUCACAACAUCGAAGGGGAGAGUAACGACAGCAGCAAGCUACAUAAUAACAGGAGAAUAAUGGCAAUUACUAUAGUGUGUUUUCCUUAGUUAACUGUACCAUUCCAGACAAUGCUCCUCCAAUAAAGCUCUGGAACAUCGUUAUUUCUGAAGAAGUGAAGGACUUUUUAUACGUCUCGUAAGUAGCCCAGUACAAAGC